CAAAGGGAAGGAUUAAAUUUGGCACCCAGGUUGAGGAGAAACCCAUGAUCAAGACACACAGAUAACAAUUUUUGGAUAAUUUAAUAAAAAAACUAUGAAAUGAAGGAUAGUUUGUUUUGUUUUGUCGUGUAACGAGGCACAUAUGUCCAAUGAAACCGCUAUGGGUGUGAGGUGGUGUGAACAUUGAAGAUUUUCACUUUGUUUCGAUUCUCAGUGAUGAUGGGUGCUGUUCCUGCUAGAUACCCUUUGGGAAUCCCUUUGCACUCUCACGGUGGUGCUCUUUCUCGCAGAGUCGACUUCACCACCUCACACUUCCCUGUUCAUCUUGACCUUUCAAGAAUUGCCUUGUGCCCCCGUUCUGCUUCUGAGGAAUUCAUUGAUAGAGUAUGUGCACGGUCUGAUAUUGAUGAUUUUGACUGGGAAUGGGACGAAGUUCCGACACCUAUUCUUGACACGGUUGAAAAUCCUCUUUGCUUGAAGAACCUUUCUCUUAAGGAACUGAAACAACUAGCUGCUGAAAUCCGUAUGGACCUAUCUUCUCUUAUGUCAGAUACACAAAUAUCACCGAAAGCAAGUAUGGCAGUAGCGGAGCUGACGGUUGCAAUGCAUCAUGUUUUUCAUGCUCCAGUAGACAAGAUAUUGUGGGAUGUUGGGGAUCAAACAUAUGCACAUAAGAUUCUUACAGGAAGGCGAUCACUUAUGAAGACAAUGAGACAAAAGAAUGGUCUUUCUGGUUUUACAUCCCGAUCUGAGAGUGAAUAUGAUGCAUUUGGUUCAGGUCAUGGGUGCAACAGUAUUUCUGCUGGACUUGGCAUGGCAGUGGCACGGGAUAUUAAAGGGAGGCGAGAGCGAAUAGUUGCAGUUAUCAGCAAUUGGACUACGAUGGCUGGUCAGGUGUAUGAGGCAAUGAGCAAUGCAGGAUGUUUGGACUCAAAUCUGGUGGUGAUUUUGAAUGACAGCCGUCACUCUUUACUCCCCAAAAUCGAUGAGGGCCCAACAACUUCUGUCAGUGCCCUGUCUAGUACCCUAAGCAGGCUCCAGUCCAGUAAAUCUUUCCGAAGAUUUAGAGAAGCUGCUAAGGGUGUUACUAAACGAAUUGGUAGGGGUAUGCAUGAAUGGGCAGCUAAAGUUGAUGAAUAUGCCCGUGGUAUGAUGGGUCCACUAGGUGCUACUCUUUUUGAAGAGCUUGGAUUGUACUACAUUGGACCAGUGGAUGGACACAAUAUGGAAGAUCUAGUAUGUGUGUUGCAAGAAGUAGCAUCCCUGGAUUCAAUGGGUCCUGUGUUAGUUCAUGUGAUAACCGAUAAAAAUCAGGGAGUAGAAAACAAUCAGAAAAGUGAUAUAACGGACAGGCAUCAGAAUGAUUCUGUUGAAACUGAUUUUUUAAACCAUGAUGUUCGCCCUCAAGCGUAUGGUGAUUGCUUUGUGGAGACUUUGGUUGCAGAAGCAGAGAAAGACAAAGAUAUUGUGGUUGUUCAUGCAGGAAUGUUGAUGGAGCCAUCACUUGAACUGUUUCGAGAAAAAUUUCCAGAUAGAUUUUUUGAUGUGGGAAUGGCUGAGCAACAUGCUGUGACAUUUGCUUCUGGUUUGUCAUGUGGUGGAUUGAAGCCAUUUUGCAUUAUACCUUCUUCCUUCCUACAAAGAGCCUAUGACCAGGUGGUUCAUGAUGUUGAUCAACAGAAAAUUCCAGUGCGUUUUGUCAUUACAAGUGCGGGAGUGGUUGGUUCUGAUGGUCCCCUCCAUUGUGGGGCAUUUGACAUAACCUUCAUGUCAUGCUUGCCAAACAUGAUAGUCAUGGCGCCAUCUGAUGAGGUUGAACUCAUGCACAUGGUGGCUACUGCUGCUCAAAUCAAUGAUCGGCCCGUAUGCUUUCGGUAUCCUAGGGGUGUCUUGGUUGGGGAAGACUACACUAUACCCAAUGGAAUCCCCAUUAAGAUUGGAAAAGGAAGAAUUCUUGCUGAAGGUAAAGAUGUUGCUUUACUGGGAUAUGGAUCAAUGGUUCAGAACUGUCUGAAGGCUCACUCACUUCUUGCAAAGCUUGGUGUUGAGGUGACUGUUGCUGACGCAAGGUUCUGCAAGCCCCUUGACAUCAAGCUUCUGAGGCAUCUUUGUAAACACCAUUCUUUUCUAAUUACUGUUGAGGAAGGUUCCGUAGGGGGAUUUGGUUCCCAUGUUGCUCAGUUUAUUGCACUGGAUGGACUGCUUGAUAGAGGAAUCAAGUGGCGACCAAUUGUCUUACCAGACAGAUACAUUGAGCAUGCAUCUCCAAAUGAGCAGCUUGACCAAGCAGGGUUGACUGGACAUCACAUUGCUGCAACCGCGUUGAGUUUGCUCGGCCGUACCCGUGAAGCUCUCCAGUUUAUGUGCUUCUGACUUACACGCUUCAUGUUCUUUUCCAGAAAGUUGGAUAGUUGCAUAGGAGAAUCAAGAAUGCAAAGGGCAGUUAGGUUUACCGGUCUCUUUCUAUUUAUAAUGUUGUGUAGUUCUCCUUUACAAGUCUGGUGAAAAAGAGAUCAUGAAUGCUAUUUUAAUUGUACAGCACUGAUGUCAAAUAGAAAGGAAAAAGCUAAUAUUAACUUUGACAAGCUAACAAAUAAAGAUAUAUGAUGCCAGUCCAUAGAGAAUGCA
This is a messenger RNA of Lotus japonicus, 2628 nucleotides long. Its product is annotated as probable 1-deoxy-D-xylulose-5-phosphate synthase, chloroplastic. The record is from RefSeq and is a predicted model, not a curated record. The transcript is spliced from 11 exons. NCBI's taxonomy places the organism in Eukaryota, Viridiplantae, Streptophyta, Magnoliopsida, Fabales, Fabaceae. The coding region runs from base 217 to 2373 and encodes 718 amino acids. Gene Ontology annotation, molecular function: 1-deoxy-D-xylulose-5-phosphate synthase activity. Gene Ontology annotation, biological process: terpenoid biosynthetic process.